Messenger RNA from Apis florea (little honeybee), 5618 nucleotides. It is a transcript of the gene aralar1, whose product is annotated as calcium-binding mitochondrial carrier protein Aralar1. Gene Ontology annotation, molecular function: calcium ion binding; L-glutamate transmembrane transporter activity; L-aspartate transmembrane transporter activity. The record is from RefSeq and is a predicted model, not a curated record. Gene Ontology annotation, biological process: malate-aspartate shuttle; aspartate transmembrane transport; L-glutamate transmembrane transport. Lineage: Eukaryota; Metazoa; Arthropoda; Insecta; Hymenoptera; Apidae.
AUUGAUGCACAGUAGUAUGGCAACUUCCGUUUCAUCAAGUGUUUUCAAAGAACAGGUGAGCGUUUCGUAGAGUGCGUCGCGGCACUUUGGAUAGAUCGACUGUGAAGAAGUUCGGUACGAAAAGUUCCGGUGUGUGGUCCAGUGUGUGACUGUGUGUGUGAGAGUGUGUCGUCGAACGCCAAUUUGAAAAUUUAAAAGAUUAAUAGUGAAAUAGCUAACUGUUCUUAGGAAUCUCAUUUUUUUCCCAAUUUUGUUGCGAACUUGUGUGCAAGGACAAUCGAGGUAAAGCUUCCUGCUGGGAAUGUUGAUGGACUCGCUUCUCGUUCGAGCAUCUUGCGAAGAGUUUGAAUUGGUGAUAGCUGCAUUAGCUGUAGAAAUACAAGAAAACAGUUACGUAGUUGACGAAGAAUCAGAAAAAAUAAAUAUUUCACAAGAAGGUUCUGGAUAUUUAAAGCGUGCAAAUACUGAACGCCUCCAUGAAAUAUUUAAUCAGUACGCUUCACAAGAGAAAAAUGGCGAAAGGUUUAUGACCUCGUCUGACUUUGUCCGAACUUACCUUGGACUCUACACCAACCCUGAUUACAAUCCUGACUCCGUCAAUUUGCUGGCUGGUAUCGUCGAUACCAGUAAAGAUGGACUCAUAUCAUUUGCCGAGUUUCAAGCGUUCGAAGGACUGCUCUGUGUACCAGACGCUUUGUAUAAGACAGCUUUCCAGCUGUUCGAUACUAAUGGAAAUGGAAUGGUUGCAUUUGAUGAGUUCGCUGAGGUGAUGCGGAAAACGGAACUCCAUCGGCGGAUGCCCUUCAAUAUGGAUAGCAGUUUCAUAAAACUUUAUUUUGGAAAGGAUAAGCAGCGACUGAUAAGCUAUGCGGAGUUCAGUCAGUUUUUGCACGAUUUCCACGAAGAAUACGCGACAGAAGCGUUCAAGAAAUUCGACAAGGAUGGCCAAGGUUUCAUUUCGGCAUUAGAUUUUCAAGAUAUCAUGCUCAGCAUUAAGAGUCAUUUAUUAACCAAGGAUGUAAGAGACAAUUUGGUCGCUGCAGCUAGCACCGGACAAGGUGGACGUAGCAAAGUCAGCUUUCCAUAUUUUAUGGCGUUCAAUUCCCUCUUGAAUAAUAUGGAGCUCAUUAAACGUAUUUAUCUUAACGCGACGAAUGGCCACAGAUUCGAAGAAGUUACCAAAGAGAGGUUCCUUCAUUCCGCACAAAUGAUGUCGCAGAUUACGCCAUUGGAGGUAGAUAUUCUGUUCCAGUUAUGCGACCUGCUACAUCAAACUGGAUCUACGGAAGAUGACGAGGCAGAUUCGCGGCUUGGGAAAAUAGUGUACAGCGAUCUUGUGGCUCUUACUCCUGAGCAAUAUUUCAAGCAAAUCACGAAACGCUUAGCAGAGAUCAAAGCGGUAUCGAGUCCUGAUGAGCGUGGAGUGAUCGUACAGAUACUCGAGAGCGGUUAUCGGUUCGUUCUAGGGUCCAUAGGUGGAGCUGUUGGCGCUACAGCCGUAUAUCCCAUUGAUUUGGUGAAAACAAGAAUGCAGAAUCAGAGGACUGGAUCGUUGGUUGGGGAGCUAAUGUACAGAAACAGCUUUGACUGCUUCCAAAAGGUGAUCCGGCACGAAGGUUUUUUUGGCCUUUACCGAGGUUUGUUACCUCAACUGAUGGGUGUAGCACCAGAAAAGGCCAUUAAGCUGACCGUUAACGAUUUUGUCAGAGAUAAGUUCAUGGAUAAAAAAGGAAAUUUGCCCCUUUACGGAGAAAUUAUAUCUGGUGCUUGUGCGGGAGGUUCUCAAGUAAUAUUUACGAAUCCCUUGGAAAUUGUGAAAAUUCGAUUGCAAGUGGCUGGAGAAAUAGCAGGCGGGUCUAAAGUUAGAGCUUGGACUGUCGUAAAAGACUUAGGCUUGUUUGGCUUGUACAAAGGUGCUAGAGCAUGUUUCUUAAGGGAUAUUCCUUUCAGUGCAAUUUACUUUCCAGUGUAUGCUCAUACAAAGGCACGAUUAGCGGAUGAAGGAGGCUAUAAUAAUCCUCUGUCGUUAUUAGUAUCUGGUGCGAUUGCUGGUAUUCCUGCAGCAGCGCUGGUCACUCCUGCAGACGUAAUAAAGACUAGAUUACAAGUUAUAGCGAGACGAGGUCAAACGACAUAUACUGGAUUACUAGACUGUGCAAAGAAAAUUUACAAGGAAGAAGGUGCAAGAGCAUUUUGGAAAGGAGCCACAGGACUUGGCACCUUAAUUCUAACCCGAGUAUUCAGAUCAUCACCUCAAUUCGGCGUCACCCUUUUCACUUACGAACUUCUGCAAAGGCUGUUCGUAGUUGAUUUUGGUGGAACACGACCUACGGGAUCAGAGCAAAAGGUGCCUGCGAUAGGAGUUGCAGAAGAGAUUCGAUCGACUAACCCGGACCAUAUAGGAGGCUAUCAGAUUGCUUUACCGAUCUUUACUGGCAUCGAAACAAAAUUCGGUCUUUGUCUACCCAGGUUCCAAGCAGUAGAAAAAAUCAGAAAGUAACGUCAUCGUUUCAGCUUCAAUUAGAUAAUGAAGCUUAUAGCGACCUACUCAUCAUUACAGAAUUUCGUAUUAAAUCGCAGAAAAUUCAGACUAUUUGAGAAAACUGAGUGAAACGAGCUCCACAGAAUCAUAAACCGAAUAAAAUGAUAAUCCGUCGAUUGAUCGAUAUGAUAAACUGAAUCUGGAUAAAGAGAAACAUCAUAUAAGACAUAGAAUCCUUAAGAAUAAUGACAGUGUUGCAGGAUGUUAAACAUGACACGAAAGAAAGAAAAACUUGGAAAAAGAACUUGGAAAGAUAUUCCUUCAAAAUGACAUAUUACAUAUACGAGAGUAAAAGUAAAGUGUUAGAUAGAAAUAUGGUGAAAAUUGCAUAUUCUAUCCGAGAUUAUUACGUAGAUUAUUACGUCUAGUUUGUUUAACGAAAUUGACGAUAAAAAAAGGAUAGCGUCAACACGCACAACCUUCUUCGUGAUAAUCGGUUCACCGAAAUCGAGAUAGCAAUUGUGAGGAAAUCACACACAGGGUUUAGACAAGUUAAAUACAGACGGUUUAGCCUAAAGACAUUAUUGAAACGAGUGCAGCCUUUUUACGCUUAUGUUAUGCAAGUGUGGAGCUCGAAUGGAUUGGCGAUGCGAAGAAGCAGAUGAAGUUUAUCUUCUUUGUACAUUUUCUUUUCUAUAAUCUUGUAUUUUUCACAUUUCACCCAUUGCACCCGAUUAAAAACAGCGAACGAAAAUACAAACUGUACGUGGAAGUAACGCUUAUCUCUUUUAUUAUUACUUUGCGUUCGUAGGAUUUUCUAUGAAAAACGAAGAAAAUUGAUAACUUAUCGAAGAAAUAUAAACGAAGAAAAUGGUGCGAAGGGUGAAAUUACAUUAAAAUAUUUAAUCCCAUCUCGUUUGAAGAGAGAAAGAGAAAGAAAAAGAAAAAGAGAGAACCGGUUCGUGCUUCAAACUUUGCUUUAUGCCGCUGUGGUCACCAUAUUACUUUUUCUACUUUUUAUAUAUGGAUCGAAGAUAUACUCGUUCGUAUAUGUAUUUGUAUCGAAGAGUUCACACUAUUUUUGUAGUGUUCUACUCAAUCAGGGCGGAAAUACAGGUUUCAUAAGAGGAUUUCUGUUUUCCUAAGAAUGUUGACAGGUUUCAAAAUUGUCUUACCGCUUCUCUCAACCCUUUAGAAUCGCUUUUUGAGCUUUUUAUGAAGCCCCGGGAGGGCUGUACAACUUAUUGAUCUCUAAUUUACUGAUCGACGGCUGUAGAGUUCGCUAUGUUCGCUACUAUUUUCUACUCUUCUUCUAGUCGCAACUGCCAUUCGUUUUCUUAUUUCUUUUUCGAUCUAACAAUGGUAUAUUAAUUUCGUUUGAUCGAUAAUUAUUAUCUCUAUGAUAUGUGACUUUUAAUAACGUGUAGAAUUUUGUUCAUUCUAUCGCACAGCGAGAUCAGAGGCUAUGCCACAUUAUACAUUUAUUUCUUAUUUUUUAUCGAAAAUUAGUGGAAAAUAUUCAAACAUUCUGUAUCACAUGAGAUUCUAAAAUUAUCAGGAAUUACGUUAUAUUUUGUCCUGUCUCAGACAAUACUCUGACUAGAGUUAAGAGUCUUGUAUGAUACUAGAGAAUGUUUUAGAACAUGUUUUUCUCGUAAACAUUUUCGUCCGCUUAUUAAAGUAACUCGGUGUGGCCUCCACGCGUUAUCUAUGAAAGAUAAUCGAGUUCUAUUUAUAAGUAAAGAUUUAGUCGAGAGUUCGAGGAAUGUUUUAAAAUGAUAAAAAGGAGGACUGGAUCCUUCAUCCCUAGUUAAUGUUCACGAAUCUCGAGCUAUUUUAUAUCACACUCAUGGAUCGAGAAAACAUAGUGAAUCCUUAAGACGAUCGUUCAAAAUAUUCGAAGAGCAUAAUGGUCCAAUAUUUCUUAAGAAAGGAGAACGAAGAAAAGUUUUUUUUUCAUAUAUCAAGAUAUACUCGAGUGUAUAAAAAUUUCUUGAUCCUGGUUUGUCGGUGGUAUCUUCGAUAAUUUUGAACGAUUGAAUCGACCAAUAUCGUAUUGGUUUCUCGUCGAGAGGUCUAAAAGGCCGUGAAACGCUCCCUCCCGCAGUUCGAUAAUAUAUUAUUAACAAUAUACGUCGGCUCGUACUUGCUGUAGAGAAAAUUAGAUCGCUUGGGACAAGUUUUCGAUACUUUCGAUCGAACAUUUCGAAGUGUGCAGGCACAGAUUCGCGAAAGUAAUAAUUGUACCAAGCUUUAAGAUCAGCAUUAAUAUUUUUAAAAUACUUUUCAAAAGAUAAUUUUCUAUCAUUUUGCUCAGAGAACAAAUACUUUAAAAUGCUUUAGAUUUUAUAAAUUUGCCAUUCGUUGCUUAUUAAGAUCAAGUUAUGAUCAGCAUUCAUGUAAGCAACAUUGUAGAAUUAAUUAAAGUUCAUUGUUGUUAUCGAUUGUCAGCGAAAUGCGAUUCACCAGCAUUUUUCACUACCAGCUAUUGCGUACUUCUUUUUGUGUGCAUGUUGUUGGUCAAGAUCUCAGGUUAUUGCCUACAAAAUUAAAAAAAAAAUUUGUCAACAGAUCUUGAUACAGUAUCUUUGUACACCAUAAUUUUUAAAAAUUCUACAAAAUUAUUUGUAGAUAAAAGCAAAUAUUUUUGUGAAGCAUAUUUACUUUUCCAUCACAACUUUACAGCAGAUUAGGACCUAUGUCUUCCUCCAAAGUAAUUCCAUGUAGUUUUGGAAUUUAAAAUUAAUCUAAAUUUAUUUAAUAAAAUUUAAUCACACGUGUACUUACAUCUAACACUUAUAUCUAAUGUAGCAUUAACCAAGCUUGAUUCAAGAACUUAGAUAUCUCUUAUUAAAAAGAAUUUCAUUCGUCAUAUUUUGAAUAAUAUCCUAAAAAAUAAAAAAGUAAAAAGUAGUCAUAAUUAUUAAAAGCAUCAAAGUAUUAUCUCAUGAGCUGAUAAAUUGUCAAUAUUUGGUUCAAAUAGUUAAUGUAUUUUAAUAAUAAGAAAGCAACAAAAAAUCAUGGAACGAAGGGAGAAGGGACACGCGCUGUCUUUUAGAUUAAAGAAACGUAUUUUUUUUGCCCGUUGUGAUUAAUGAAAUCACGUACAAAUAUAAUACUGAAGAUCAUGUAUAUA